GGCGGCAAUGUGGAUAACACGUGGCUUCAACGUGAAAUUCUCCUUCCAUCACAAGUAUUGAAGCCAGCAUAAGAAGCGUAAGCGUCAACCAAAACGCAAAAGAUCAGCUCGGAAAAAAAAGAUCCGUUCCUGCGUUGUGCUGAUUGGCGUGCGAUCUUUUGAAUUCCUUUUUUAUAACGAAAUGGGUUUGUGAUUGACUUUUGAAUCAAACUGUGAGGUUUUUGUCGAAGAAUAUUAGUUUGAUGCGACCUCUACCAAAAUUUGGAAAAUGCUAAAUUUAUUUUUAAGUGUCGAAAACUUGAAAACUAUAAUUCGCUCUAAUGCGACACGGCCCUCAGUACGGGAUUCAAAUUACAGAGGUUUCCGGUAAUAUUACACGCACUGACUCCCCGGACGGUGUUUUUUUGCAAUAUAGAGCAAUAGCAAGAACCCUUCUAACGAUCCCCCGGCAGAGUCACUCAUUUGAUCAGAUGCGCUUUGAUAUUUGAAUCCCGUGGUAAGGUCGUUCGCAAUCAGCAUGACUUCAAAGCCAGAAUGCAUGACAAAACGAAGCGUCCGUCGUCAUGGCGGAAUUUGGUAACUGUUGCGUUCGAACGGGUAAGUGUUUACUAUUCGCUCUUGCUGGUGGCAAUUUGAGGGGAAUCAGUCGACUUUUGUGGAAUUUAUUGACCUUCUUCGAGUGACGACGGUUGGUGCUCGGAACCGGUUCAGGUGACCUGCUUUCCUCAUUUUCAGUGCACACCACACGAACAAAGACAUUCGAUAGAAUUAUGUCAAAAACGAUCUGAAGGGAAAAGGUGGCUACGGAGUAUAGGAACUAAUAUUUCAGUAACAAUUGUUGACGAGCACAAAUAACUCUUGCCUGAAAAAAAAGGGUCAGUGAGGUGCCAUUUUGUCUCUUAGUGAUCACACUGUUUACACUUUGUUUUGGAAUCGUGUCUGAUAGCUCAAGUUCGAUUACAUGCAACCAGGAUGAUGCGUAGAAAGGUUUUUACAUCGAUGGCAAUUUUUGGUGGCAUCUAUACUAUUUGGCUGAUUAUUUCAACAGAAAGGCAGAGAUUUAAAGGUCUCACCUCAAAAGAAUCAUCAUAUAACACAUCAGGAUCAGGAUGGUCAACAAAACCAGAGUCCGUUCAUUCUAUGGCAUCCAGACAAGAAGAGAGAAAACGUCAAGUUCUGGCAUACUGUAAAAAGACGAGGGCAAGAGCACUGCAAGCUAAGGACCUAAAUCAUUUCAUAGUGGACAGCAAACACCGACUGGUCUAUUGUUAUAUUCCUAAAGUUGCGUGCUCCAAAUGGAAGAAAAUCAUGGCGAAACUUGUGGGGUUGACUGGCAAGUCUGUACACAAACAAAAAUUCAACUUUCUCAGCUAUCACUCCAAAGCUGAUAUACGUUAUAUUUUGCAGAACUACUACAAGUUUCUUUUCGUUCGCGAGCCUUUUGAGCGACUAUUGUCAGCGUAUAGAAACAAACUGACCAAUCAAACUGAUAUCUACAAAUUGUACGCGAGCAAAAUCAAGCAAUCUGUCAGAGUAAGACUGGGCGCUAAUGAAACAUCUUCAGCACUUCAUGGAGAAUUUAAGUUCGAGGAUUUCAUAUCAUACUUAAUCGAUACUCACUCAAUAAGGGGGAAAAUAGAUGAACAUUGGAAUCAUUACGAUAACCUCUGUCAUCCGUGCGAGAUAGACUUUGAUUUUAUCGGAAAAUACGAGACAUUAACAGAGGAUGCUCCAUUUGUGUUACACGAGGCGGGUGUGGAUCAUUUAGUAUCAUUUCCUCCUGUCCGUUACACAUCAACUAGGAACAGCUUGGGGGAUUACUAUUCCAAGGUUCCACGAGAAGACAUUAUGCGGGUCAAGAAACUUUACCGUCGCGAUCUUGAAAUGUUCGGGUACAAUGCUAAGAACUCUUUAGGAAGCAUAAUAAAGUAAACAGUUUCUGACCAAAUUAACGUGAUGUCAAAAGUGACCAUUAUUGGACUGUCCAAAAUCAAAAUAUUAUAUUCUCUUGCCUAAAGGGAGGUUUUUAGCUCUUUUUCCUUGUCUUUAUAUUAGAAGGGAAAACUACUAACACACAGAGCUUACUGUAGACUACGAGCACUCGAGUAAAAAAAAAAAUCAGUGGAAAAAGAGUUGAUGGUGGUGCGCCGCAGGGAGCUCUUUGAGACACUUCGAUGUGCCGCUACUUUUCGAGCGCCUCACUCAUGGAGCUCCCGCAGUGCAUCGACGUCACUCCAAGAGCUCCUCGCGGCGCGCUAACACCAAUUUUUUGUCACUGCCAUGAUGGACUUCGCCGAAAUGGAGGAACUGCUCGUAGGCUAGGCUCAUUGUCACUUCUAUUCAGUUCGAUCGUAUUUCCCACCCCACCCCAGUCCUGGUUAUGUUAGAGUUUUUUUCUUCAAUUUUCUGUUAAAUUUUGCCUUGAGAACCAUCAGAUGUAAACUUAAUGGAAAUACUCGGCCUCGAGGACCGGAGGAAUCUCGUUUAGGACAAAUGAAGCCUAAUUGUCACAAAAGGCAAAUUAACACUUAACUAUAAUAGCCAACGGAACAAUUGUGAAAUGAUUCGAAAGGCUGUUUUUGUGCUCAUGGACAUUGACCUGCGUUUUAUGUCCGUCUAUUGUCCUCGUUUGCCCUGAAACUAAUUUCCUCAUUAAAACUUCAAUAUACUAAAUGA
Messenger RNA from Pocillopora damicornis (cauliflower coral), 2676 nucleotides. Its product is annotated as carbohydrate sulfotransferase 11. Gene Ontology annotation, cellular component: membrane. The record is from RefSeq and is a predicted model, not a curated record. Gene Ontology annotation, biological process: carbohydrate biosynthetic process. Gene Ontology annotation, molecular function: sulfotransferase activity. Lineage: Eukaryota; Metazoa; Cnidaria; Anthozoa; Scleractinia; Pocilloporidae.